AUGUCCACCUCGGUGAUCACUCCGGUGAGCAAUGGCUCGUACGACCGCCCGCAAUCGCAAGCCUCCUCACUCCCCGAACCCUCUUCGCAGCAUACACGGCCCUUCUCUCAGACGCCGCAGACGGCCUCUCAACAGCAGUCCCAACAAUCCCAACACCCUCCGCCGCAACAGACCGUUCUCUCGCAAACCCCUCAGCCGACCCAAUCGACGACACAGCCGAGGAGCGUGAAACGUCCGAGGCCAGUCAAGUCGUGUACCGAGUGCCGGAAGCGCAAACUCAAGUGCGAUCGAUCAUGUCCCUGUUCGCAGUGCCAGAGGUCGAGUAGGCAAUGCAAAUAUGCGACGGAUCAGGAUGCCGCGAAUCACUCGGACGCCUCCGACGGCGAGGCCGUCGAUGGCCAGCGGGCUCAGAAACGGCCGUGCAAUCUAACGCCCACAACGUCGCAACACCCACAGCAGACACUGGGGCAUCUCGAGCCACCGUUCAGCACGCCCAUGCGGAAUGGAGAUAUCGCCGUUCUUGCGGGCAUGACGCUGGAGGAGCUCGCCAUGAGGGUGGACCGGUUAGAAAAGCAUGUUCUGGCGAGGAGUCCUGCGAGGACGGAACUGAGUAGUAUCAAGGCCCAACUGGCGACGGCGGCACCCGAUACAAUCCGUGGGUUGUCGGUGAAGAGGGGGGUCAUGAGGACGCGCUAUUUCGGACAGAGCAGCACACGCGCAAUGAUCAAUCUUUUCGACGAAGCCAAAUUCUAUCUUGCGAAUUGUAAAAGGAUUGAUGGCCUGCGAGACAUCUUUACUCGAUUGGAAGCUCUUCAAAAAGUUAUGCAGGAAGAACACCGAAAAGCGAUUACGCCGAUUCCCGUUUACGUCGAUUCUAUGCUGCCGAUACAAAAGCGAAUGACGGAUAUUAUGCCGCCCAAGGCCGUCUGCGACAGGCUGCUCGCAUCGUACAUCGAUACGAACGAAAUAAUAUAUCGCAUGGUCCAUGUGCCGACCUUCAAAGCGCAGUACAACCUCUACUGGGAAAACCAGCUACAAUCCGACUACUUCCUCCCGCAACUCCUAACCGUCCUAGCCAUCGGAUCACGGUUUACGGCCGCCGCCAAGGGUCUCAGCCACGAGCGCAGGGACGGCGUACAUAUCCCAACCGCCUGCGCGCUAGUAAGGACCUGGCUCGACGGACUCCGGGGCAAGCAACUGGUGGAGUUUACGACGCUACAGACGGAGACGCUGCUGCUACAUGCGCGAAGGAUGAUGUCACUUUCGAAGAUGCACGAGACGUGGACGCAGUUGGGGUAUAUUGUUCGGAUGGCCAUGACGAUGGGCAUGCACCGCGAUCCCGACGAGUUUGGCCAACUCACGCCGUUUCAGGGGGAGAUGAGACGGCGGCUGUGGUUCACGAUUUUGGAUAUGGAUCUGUACAUUUCACUGGCGAGCAACCUGCCCUGUCUCCUCCGCGAGGGGGACCAUACUUGCAAGCCGCCGAGGAAUCUCGAUGACGGGGACCUCUACGAGGACAUGAAGGUUCUGCCCCCUGAAAAGCCGAUCGAGCAGCAUACGGAGUGCCAGAUCCAAGUCUACGCGAGCAUGACGCUACCGCUACGGGUCAAGGUUACACACCUAGUUAACCGCAUAGAUGCGUUGCAGGACUACGGCGAGGUCAUAGAAGUCGGGCAGAGGCUCGAUAAGUACAUGGAAGACCUCAGCUUCAUCUUCCCGCGAUAUGGCUACAACGACAGGAGCAAGAGUAAAGAAUGGCGGUGGCGCGUCGUGAUCGACAUGCACGUGCGGCGGCCCUUGCUGGCGCUCUACCGCCCCUUCGUAUUGGGCGUGCCCGACGCGCCGCAAGAGAUCGUCAGGGUGUACCUGCGCUCGUGCCUAGUGAUUCUGCGGUACCUGGACGAGAUGGACCCGACGCUACCGCAUUACGACGAGACGUGCGAUAUGUACAUUCAGAUUCUGAGGCAGGAUAUCAUUCAGGCGGCGUUUAGCAUCUGCUUCCACAUUAUGAAUACCAUCCGGCAGGCUCCCGCCAACGGUACCAUCGGGGUGUCCAUGUCUCCGAACGCGGGGGCGGGAGGAGAUCCGCUGGACGACGUCAUGCCGGGGACUCCGUCGAGGCUCAUCGCCACGGUGCAGAAAUCGCUCGACCUGCUCAUCCGCAAGGCGACCAUGUGCGAGCUAAAGGAUAUCAUCCCGCUCGCCGUCGUGUUCAACUGCGUGAAGAGGUACCCCCACCACGCGGACGACGAAUCGAUGGUUGGCGGGUUGCAGCUCGUGUUGGAAGGGUUGCUGCGGAGCACGAAUACGAGCCCCGAGAAGCUGAACGCCAUGGUGGCGGAGCUGGGGGGAGCGGCUGCAGCGGCAGGUCGUCGGGAUGUGGUUGUACAGCAGGGUCAGGGCCAGGGUCAGGGUCAGGGUCAGGGUCCGCCGCCGCAGCAGCAGCCUCAGGGUCAGCCUUCUUCUGGGAGUGGGGGCGUUGAUCAUUAUCCGCAGGCGAGAAGUCGGCAGCCUUUUAUGUUUAGUACGCAGCCGGGGGCGGUACCUGCUGGGGCGUCGGCGGGGGGGAGCACCACUUGCGAGAAUUGGGGGUAUGGUGGAUGGGUGGACAAUGCGAGGAUGAAGAUGUAA
Molecule: messenger RNA, 2631 nt
Organism: Scedosporium apiospermum
Lineage: Eukaryota; Fungi; Ascomycota; Sordariomycetes; Microascales; Microascaceae
Exons: 2
Coding region: 1-2631 (876 amino acids)
Biological process (GO): DNA-templated transcription; regulation of transcription by RNA polymerase II
Cellular component (GO): nucleus
Molecular function (GO): RNA polymerase II cis-regulatory region sequence-specific DNA binding; DNA-binding transcription activator activity, RNA polymerase II-specific; zinc ion binding
Source: RefSeq, a predicted model, not a curated record